UACUCUUGUUUAAUCUUCUCUCCCUUAAGAUUACUUGAUAUCAGAAAAAACUAUCAUGAGUGCUUAUUUUCUGAAAUCAUUUUAUAUUCUUCUGCUGCUUUCUUUGCUUGGCUCAGGAAUUAGUAUGACAUUGAAGAACUCAAGUGAGAGUGGUGAAGCAAAGUGCAUAGAGAGUGAGAGGGAAGCACUCCUCAGCUUCAAAGAAAGCCUCAUAGAUGAGUUUGGCAUGCUCUCCACUUGGACCAAUAAUACAGAUUGCUGCAAAUGGAAGCACAUUCUCUGCAACCAUCAAACUGGUCAUAUACAACUAUUAGAUCUUCAUGGAAGCCAUACACCGCGUUAUUAUUUGGGAGGUGCAAUCAAUGUGACUUCAUUGAUUCACUUGUCAUAUAUUCAACAUCUGGAUCUCAGCCAUAAUUAUUUUGUAAUGAGUUACAUUCCAGAGUUAAUGGACUCCUUUAACAACUUAAUAUAUCUCGAUCUCUCCCAAUCUUAUUUUGCGGGGAGGAUUCCUUCAACACUUGGAAAUCUCUUACAACUACGCUAUCUAGAUCUUGGGGAUAAUUUUCUUUGGGGAGAAAUUCCCAUUCAAAUUGGGAAUCUCAAACACUUGAAUUAUCUCGAUCUUGGACUAUUUUAUCUUUCUGGAAAAAUCCCAUGUCAAAUUGGGAAUCUACAAAAGCUAAAAUAUCUCAGUCUUGGAAGUGACACUACUCUGUACACAAGGAAAACGCCAAACUAUAUUUCAAAUUCCCUUUCUGGAGCGAUCCCUUUUCGUAUAGGGAAUCUUUCGUUGUUGCGCACUCUCCGGCUAGUUGGCAAUUUUGACAUAAAAGCUAAGGAUGCACAGUGGCUGUCUACUCUCCAUUCUUUGACCAUUCUUGAGCUGAGUUCAUUGCAUAGUCUUAAAUCCUCUCACCAGUGGUUACAAACUAUCGGUAAAAUCAUUCCAAACUUAACAGAGUUGAAGCUAGUUGAUUGUAAUAUUCUGGAUAGUGAUAUUCAAUCUUUGUUCCAUUCUCACUCUUCAAAUAAUUCCACCUCUCUUACCAAACUAGAUCUGUCUUCUAAUAUGUUGUCAUCAUCAAUACUUCCAUUCUUGUUUAACUUUAGCCUUCAUCUUCAAGAGCUUUAUAUUUCUCACAAUAAUAUAACUUUGUCACCUUCUCUGUGUCCCAAGUUUCCAUCUCUUAAGGUCCUCGAUCUCUCUUACAAUAAUCCUGCACAAUCAAUGUUUCGAGCUAAUUUUAAUAUCAGCUCCAAACUACAAGAGCUUUAUCUUAAAAAUUGCAGUCUUAUGGAUGGAAAUUUCCUUCUUUCAUCUACUUCUACAAUGAAUUCUUUGUCCUCACUUCUCUUCCUUGAUCUCUCCAAUAACUUGCUAAAAUCAUCUCCAAUGUUUUACUGGCUUUUUAACUUCACCACCCAUCUGCUUUCCAUUGACCUUAAUGGUAAUUUGUUAGAAGGUCCCAUUCCAGAUGAAUUUGGGAAAGCGAUGAACUCUCUUGAAUAUCUUUUUCUCUACAAUAACAAACUCCAAGGCAAGGUUCCAUCUUUCUUUGGGAGCAUGUGCAGAUUACAAAUAUUAGACCUCUCAAAUAACAACUUAAAUGGUGAAUUUCCGAGCUUUACUCAAAAUUCCUCAUGGUGCAGCAGACACAUAUUUCGGGAAUUGAACUUAUCUUAUAACCAAAUUACUGGUAGGAUACCCGAGAGCAUCAGACUGCUAUCUCAGUUGGAAAUUUUAUCGUUGCGGUGGAAUUCUUUAGAGGGACCAGGUUUUCCUCGCUGGAUCCAAACUCAAAAUUCCUUAAUCCAACUAGAUAUGUCUGAUAAUGGGCUGAAUGAUUUCGUACCAGAAUGGUUUUGGAACAAGUUGCAAAUUAUGUACACUUUGAACAUGUCUCACAGUAAUCUCACUGGUUCAAUCCCUAAUAUGCAAUUGAAGCUUCCUUUCAGACCAUCUAUACUUUUAUGUUCAAAUAAAUUUCAGGGAAAAGUUCCAUUAUUUUUGUUACAAGCUUCCGAGUUGUUCCUCUCUGGAAAUAAAUUUUCAGAUUUCUCAUGUGGAAACGUCACAGCUGCAAACUUGGCAACUUUAGAUUUAUCAGAUAAUCAAAUAAAGGGGCAACUUCCAGAUUGUUGGAAAUCAAUAAAUCGAUUAUUGUUUCUUGAUUUAAGUAGAAAUUGUUGACAAACAAGUCUCUCUAGAUAAACAC
Molecule: messenger RNA, 2219 nt
Organism: Vigna unguiculata (cowpea)
Lineage: Eukaryota; Viridiplantae; Streptophyta; Magnoliopsida; Fabales; Fabaceae
Source: RefSeq, a predicted model, not a curated record